Paramisgurnus dabryanus is the source of this 2770-nucleotide messenger RNA. It is a transcript of the gene shcbp1, whose product is annotated as SHC SH2-domain binding protein 1. NCBI's taxonomy places the organism in Eukaryota, Metazoa, Chordata, Actinopteri, Cypriniformes, Cobitidae. The record is from RefSeq and is a predicted model, not a curated record. Gene Ontology annotation, biological process: fibroblast growth factor receptor signaling pathway.
UACAACUGAAGGGAGGAGACCGUAUAGUCAGUUAACUGCGAAUAUAAUCACGUUUAGUUUAUUAAAAGCAUUGUUCGUCGUUUAUUGUAGACAAAUUUAAGCUAUAUAACUUACUUUAGUGAUGGCGGAGGAGGUUGCCUGCUCAAAGCCAGAGGGGGAGAUGAGAGAGGAAGCUGAAAACAGCGUGGAAAUAAUCAUCAAACUGACCAGUGAAGAUUCCGCCGUAAAUGAUCCAGAAUCAGAUCAUAGUGUCGAUCAACGGAUAGAUGGAAAUACAGAGUCUAACUGCACUGACAUCAGACUACUAAACCCCUCUCGGGUUUCUAAAGAGUUAUUUCAGACAGAAGAUGACGACGAUGAUGAUGAUGACAGCGGUACUCAUUAUCUAAACAUCGAUGAGGGAACUUGCACACAUUUAAGGCGAGCGGAGAGGCCAGGAAAUGGAGAACUGCCGGACACCUUCCAGACAGAUCACCUUCUGUACUACGAGAGAUUCAAAGCAUAUCAGGACUACAUGCUUGGUGACUGUAAAAUAUCUGAAGUGGAGGCCUUCACUGCCGAGUACCUUGAGAAGAUUGUGGAGCCUUGUGAUUGGCAGGCUAUAUGGCACACUGAUGUGUUUGAUGUGGUGGUAGAGGUUGUUGAUGUGGACUGUAAAGAGCUAAAGGCAAAGGUGGAGCUGGUAGUACCGAUGCAAUGUGAAACCAGAGGCUGUGAGCUUACUGAAGAGUCCAUGAAGGAUUUGCUAGAGGCCACACUUCAUAAAGUGCCUCUUCUUGAACUCUGUGUGGUCUACGAUGAGUCUGGUGAAUUUGAUCAGACUGCUUUGGCCCUGGAGCACCUCAGGUUUUUCUAUAAGCAUAUCUGGAGAAAGUGGGAUGAAGAGGAUGAGGAUGAUGACUUCGAUUACUUUGUUCGGUGUGUGGAGCCUCGUCUCAGGCUUUACUAUGAUAUUCUGGAGGACCGUGUUCCAGCCGGUCUUGUAGCCGAGUAUCAUUCUCUGCUGGGUUUAUGCUUGAAGAAGUUUCAGGAGUUUUCCAGCCUGCGAAGUGGCCUGAACAGUGACUCUGAAUCAGAACUAGACAACGUGUCCAUGGUGGAAGGGCUGCGCAUGUAUGAGCAGCUGGAAGCACUUAAGCGCAAACUACGUAUUAUUGAGAACCCGCUGCUCAGGUAUGUUCUGGGAUACAAGGUGAACUCUGGUCAGCAGUCAUGUAGGGCGAAGGGUCCGCGUCCUGCCGGAGGCCGUGUGGUCCACCUGGUAUCUGCCUCGGCCACAGUUCAUCAGCUCCAAAGCUUAAUCACUGACAAACUGAUGCCCUGCUACUCGAGUGAAGAGUUUGAAGUGCAGUUUCACAGUGACCCAGUGCUUGCGGUCAGUGCGUGCUAUGAAGGGGACGUGGUCAUUGUGUGCCCAGGCCUCUACAUCAUCACCAGCUCCAUCAGUAUCGUUGACUCUAUUGAGGUGGAAGGAUACGGGCUGCCAGAUGACGUGGUGAUCGAGAAGCGUAACAAGGGUGACGCUUUUGUGGAGUCAACAGGAGCGAAUGUCAAACUCUCAAAUCUGAAGUUUAUCCAGCGCGACGCCAUUGAAGGCAUCUUGUGUGUUCGUCAGGGCAAGCUAGAAAUGGAAAACUGUGUGAUGCAGUGCGAGACCACAGGUGUGAUCGUACGAUCAGCCUCCCAGCUGAGCAUGAACAUGUGUGACCUUUAUGGCUCGAAGGGAGCUGGUGUGGAGAUCUACCCUGGAAGCGUAUGCAGUUUGGUGGGCAACGGUAUCCAUCACUGCAAGGAGGGGAUCCUGAUUAAGGAUUUUGCAGACGAGCUGGACGUCAUGCCUAAAAUCACCAUGGUGAAUAAUGUGAUACACAACAAUCAGGGUUACGGUGUUAUCUUGGUCAAGCCAGGUGAUGCUACGGUGGAGGAUUCGCCCGCAGAGCCCAACGCUGCAGAUAACCCAGAGGGAGAAGAGAAAGAGUCGGAGGUAGCCAAGGUCGAGACGGAUGCAGAUAAUGAUGAUGGUGAUGAAAUGGCCAGUGUUGAGUUGGAGGAAGAAGGCCGAGCCGCCACACAUAGCCGCCCCAUCCCUCCUGACUUCACAGAGGGCAACGAUGCCAUCAAGCAAGAGCUGGUUGCCACGUCGGCCAAGAAGCAAAGCCUUCAUAAGAGUCGGAUGAAAGCACUUGGGGGCAUGCAGGCUGAUGAGAAUCUACUCUCACAGGAAAUGUUCAUUUCCAUUCAUGGAAAUCAGUUCAGGCACAAUGGCAAAGGAAGCUUUGGUACCUUCCUCUACUGAUAGCAUCCAUACGGCAAGCAUGCACAGAAACACUUUACAGUUCAGUUCUAUUUAUUCCUAAUUUUUUUAGGCUUUGCUGCAAGUUUAUUUUGUGAGAUUUCAUUAAACGCUGGUGAAAGAAAUGUGAAGUUCAAAUCAUGAUGAAAAAAUAUAGAUUUUUAAUAGCUUUUUAAGGAUUUUUACCAGAGCACCAUUUUGAAUCUGUAUUGAUCAGAUCCAGUUCUUUUUUAACACUAACAUGUAUACUUUACAAAUAUUUUUAGUUCAUACAACCACAUGUUUUUGAGCAAUGAUCUGGUGCAUACCUACCAGUCACGUUUAAUACAAAAACAUUCAGUACAGUAUAAUUUAGUCAGUGUUGUUUUUCUUGAGAGUUCUCACUGUUCCAUGUUUAGCUUGACACUUUUUAGUUUAAUGCUCACUGAAUAUCAAAGCAACAUUUUCUUAAUGUUGUGUACAAAUAAAUGUUUAUUG